Messenger RNA from Eufriesea mexicana, 4251 nucleotides. RefSeq names its product Protein phosphatase Slingshot (gene ssh). Gene Ontology annotation, molecular function: actin binding; phosphatase activity. Lineage: Eukaryota; Metazoa; Arthropoda; Insecta; Hymenoptera; Apidae. The transcript is spliced from 8 exons. Gene Ontology annotation, biological process: negative regulation of actin filament polymerization; protein dephosphorylation. The coding region runs from base 345 to 3911 and encodes 1188 amino acids. The record is from RefSeq and is a predicted model, not a curated record.
CACUUCGUUCUUUCCACUCACUGGACACGUUGUAUCUCCUUUUAUCGGGUUUCCUUAUCGAAUCUCGGCAUCGCGUGCUUCGCGCCACCAAAUUUCUCAGUCUUUCGUACGAGACACCGUUCUUCUUUACCGACCGUCGAUUCGGAACGGACUGUUGUGAUCAGUUCGCGUGUAACGCUCGAAAUUUUCGGAUAUGGUGUAAGAUGUUUCUCCUCGUAACACUGUUGGUGAAGGAAUCCAUGAGCCAUGGAGCCGGUGUGCAGUGUCUAGAUUCGUCGAAUGAUUGAAUCUCGUGACUCGUGAAAGAGGUUUACGAUCACUGGCCCGUGGCAUGUGUUGACUUCAUGGUCUUCGAGAGCGUCGAGAUGCGGAACCCGGGGUUCCUCCUCGAAGACGCCAGACACGGAUACAUCCAGUAUAUCAGCCUCAGCGAAUGUUACUUCGCAGGCAAGGGCGCAGCCUUGGUUUUGCCUCCGAACGAAAGGGCCAGGCCCUCGAGAAGGGUCUCCGCGGCAGGAUGCGACAUCCAACAGCACUUGCAAUCUAUGUUCUACCUGCUCAGACCGGAGGAAACCCUGAAAAUGGCGGUGAAACUGGAGUCAGUGCAUCCAGGAAGGACGAGAUACCUGGUCGUAGUAUCCUGCACUGGAAGGCAGGAUGCCGAGGAGAGCUGCCUUCUUGGUAUCGAUUGUCACGCUAGGGCGACCGUUGGUCUUGUACUCCGGGUUCUGGCCGACACUGCCAUUACUCUCGACGGCGACGGAGGCUUCAGCGUCAGCGUUUGCAAUUCGCAGCACAUCUUCAAGCCGGUAUCGGUGCAGGCGAUGUGGUCGGCCUUGCAGACGUUGCACAAGGUGUCGAGUAAGGCACGCGAACAGAACUACUUCCUGGGUGGCCUGUCACACGACUGGGUCAGUUACUAUGAGCAACGAAUCGAGAGCGAUCGCUCGUGUCUUAACGAGUGGCAUGCUAUGGACAACCUGGAAUCUCGAAGACCACCGUCGCCGGACAGCGUACGCACCAAACCCAGAGAAAGGGACGAGACUGAGCGCGUGAUCCGAUCGACGUUGAAGGAGAUCAUGAUGUCCGUGGACCUCGAUGAGGUAACCUCGAAGUACAUUCGAGGUCGUCUCGAGGAAGACCUCGACAUGGAUCUCGGGGAGUUUAAGCCAUUCAUCGAUCAGGAGAUGCUCACCAUUCUGGGUCAGAUGGACGCGCCGACUGAAAUAUUUGACCACGUUUACCUAGGAAGCGAGUGGAACGCGAGCAACUUGGAGGAGCUCCAGAAGAAUGGUGUGAGGCAUAUCCUGAACGUAACACGGGAGAUUGACAACUUCUUCCCCGGGAUGUUCACGUAUUUGAACGUACGCGUGUACGACGACGAGAAGACCGACCUGCUGAAGCACUGGGACGACACGUUCAAGUACAUUACGAAGGCGAAAAAAGAGGGUUCGAAAGUGCUGGUACACUGUAAAAUGGGAGUGUCCAGAUCUGCCUCGGUAGUGAUCGCGUACGCGAUGAAAGCGUACAACUGGGAUUUCUCUCAGGCCUGGAAGCACGUGAAGGAGAAAAGGAACUGCAUCAAGCCUAACAACAGCUUCCUGCUGCAGCUGGAAACCUACCAGGGCAUACUGGACGCGAUGAAGAACAAGGAGAAGCUUCAGAGGUCGAAGUCGGAUACGAAUUUGAAGUCUCCUACCUCCACGAAGGAUCAGUCGAAGAAGGAGGAGAAGUCUGACAACGUGGACAAUGGUUUGCAAACUGUUUCGGGCUCUGAACUGAAGAAGACCAGCCAGAGGCCGAAGAGUUGGUCGCCGAACGUGAAAAUAACUGAAACCAUGUUGCCUUCUGUUCCUCUUUCGCAAUCCCUCGAGAGCAUUGACAAGGCAGGGAGCACGGAAGUGACCAGGGAAGACCUCCUCCGUUCCAGCAACCAGAAGGCUAGCAUGCCGCAGGAAGCCAGGAACGUGCUGAUGCCGUGCGGCAAUGGACAAUCUUACAGCGUGUCGCAGAACAAGAUAGUCCAUCUGCCAGGUCCCUUGCCUGACACGCCGAGCGUGAAGAACCGAGUUAGCAAGUUAGAGACGCAGCAGGGCCAGAGGAGGAAAGGGUUGGUACUGAACCUGACGAAUCAGUUCGAAGCAGUGAGCAGCAAGCCAUCUUCCCCGAGCUCUGACUCUGACGGGAAACCGUUGCCACAGAGUCCAGUCUCCAGUGUGAACGAGAAUGGACUCGGUAUGCAGCAGCCAACGUCAGAAGCGUUGACAGCGGUCUCCCUGAAGCAAAACGUGUGGGAUCCCGGCGAGAAGCAAUGCAAGAAGACGGAAAUCGGUAGUAAUAGUGAAUGUCUAGUCUGGACUGCAUCAUCGUCCGAUGCAACAUGUACCAAUUCGUGUAGUAACGCUAAGACUAACGGGGAAGUGAGUGCGGAGAGUGAGUGUGUCGCGAUGACGACGACGACGACGACGACGACUGUGUACCCUGGCACGUUGCCGCGAAAGGCCAGGAAAGAUGGGGAUCCGUUUAGUACGCACGUGGAUCGAGUGUUCGACCGCGAGGAAAGGCAAGGGGAGCCGGUCACGAGAGACUCUCCGAGCCGACAAAGCUCUUGGAGCAGUUACGACAGUGCCGUGGUCCUCGACAAUAAUUCGGUGCACAGUUCCUGGGCCACGCUACCGUCGAGAAACAGUUCCUGGGGCUCGUACGACAUGCGGCCGUCGGAUCUGCUCGGCUCCAGCGGCCUCUUUCCUUAUGACAAGGAAGAAAUACCCUGGCACCCGGGCACCGUGAAGCGUACCAAACAGAAACUCGAGGAAAACACCACCUCGGGGACCGUGAAACGCGUGUGCACGCAAACUUCCGACGCGGAAGAGAAGGACAGAUUACCUGUGGAGGAAGAAUCGUAUAACCCGGUGCUCCUGCACCAUACCGCCUCCCCAACGCCCCGAAGGAGGGACUCCUCGCCUAGCCACGAACACAAUUUAAAGGUAGACCCUGCUAGAAAUUCUCCGAGUCCUAUCCGAGGAAUCGACAUCUCGCCAGCGUCGAUUCGUCAAGUUGGAAGACUGUCGACGAGCGCCCCGGCGCCGUCUUCUCUGUCCUCAGACUCCGAUCUUCCCUCGUCCUUGAGAUCCUGCAGGUCGGAGAGCGAAACCUCAAGCCCGUGCGUGGUUAACACCACUCAAUGUCCUUCGGUGAAGCAUCACAAGAUGGUCCUGGAGAACUUGAGCAACAAGUCGAUAUUCAACAAACGUUGUCUGUCCGUGGAUGACUCGCCGGACACGGAGUGUCCCCGGAGUACCUCCGGUAUCGUGAAGAAUCUCAAGAAGGAGUUCGAGGCGAAGUCCACGAAGCUGGAGAAGAGUCCGGAGAACAGCUUCGAGAACGACUCGCCGAUUUCGGUUGGUCGAUCGAAAAGGGACGUAAAGAUCAGAAGUUUACCCUCGUCGCCGGUGAUCCCUCACAACGAGUCGAAAAUUCAGGCCCCGUCCGAAACCAAAGAGAAAGAGAAGCCGAGCGUUACGACGGCGUCCACGCAGGAUAGCUCGGAAGACCGGUCGGUCAGGGUCCUGGUUGGCAAGUACGAGGUGAAACCUGACUCGAGAAAGUCCUCGGAGAUACAGCUGCGCGUGCACAAAGACAAGGAUUGGGAGUCGAUGGACUCGCAGCACACGGCCAAUAAGUCGAAAGUGACUCCCGAGUAUAGCAGAAGGUCCGCGCCGAUCAUGAUCAACAAUCACUCGUCGUCUCCUCUGUUCGCCGAAGCACCGGAAGCACCUGGCAGGCCACCAGUUCCCUCGGCCGGAGUUGUGGCAGCUAGUAAGAAACAGCAACAGCACGGCAGGACGCAUCCUCUUGCCAGGCUGCAGGUCAGGCCUAGGCACAGCAGUCCGGUUUACAACACCAUGUAAAAGGGAAACGUUUUGUGUUUGUUUCUCCCAUUAAGUCGAAUCUGAGCGCGCGUACCUGAAUGCAUGGGUAUGUUGUCGUGGCCACGAUGUGAAACUGUGUGAUCUCUAUUGAUGCCAACGAGUCGAGGAUCGUCCUCUUCGAGCUCGACGACAAAUCGACGGGGACAGGAUUUAUAUAGAUUCGUUUCCCACCAUCUUCGAUGUACAAUUUACUGUUCGCGAGAAUGUCCUGUACUAUGCUGUGCGACGAUAAGACAGAGCACCCGUAUUUUUUCGAUGCUUCUUUAAACGGCAGAGUGUACAAGCUUCUCGCAUUCGCGCGACAACGCGUCUGUCCUGU